Ananas comosus (pineapple) is the source of this 2289-nucleotide messenger RNA. Its product is annotated as polyadenylate-binding protein-interacting protein 7. Lineage: Eukaryota; Viridiplantae; Streptophyta; Magnoliopsida; Poales; Bromeliaceae. Bases 348 to 2036 code for a protein of 562 amino acids. The transcript has 7 exons. The record is from RefSeq and is a predicted model, not a curated record.
UUUUUUUCUUUUUUCCUAUUUUGCGGUCGUGAAGCCGAAAAAAAAUUAGGGUUUCGGAGCUCUCUCUCUCAGCCCUAGCGGAAGAAGCGCACACACUCUCUCUCUCAACUUGGUUCCUCUUCGCCCUCGUCUUCGCCCUUUUACCCUAUGGAUUGAUUUGAUACCACAUGUUCUCGAAUCGAUCGACAAAAGGGGUAGAACGCAGUAGAAAUAUGAUUUGGACCAAUUCCAUAGUCUCAUGACUGUGAAGAAGCAAAUCAACAGGAUUGGGAUAAAAGCCUCUGCAAACUUUUCUCUUAUCUAGAAUGAUAUUUAUGUAACAUGUUAUAUUCGAACUUAGAAUAAAGAUGAGUUUACCCGCCAAAGGUAUCCCAAGCAACAACAACAACUUGCAGUUGAAGUCACCUAACAAGGGCACAACAUUGAAUCCAAACGCAGCAGAAUUUGUUCCUUCAGCUCUUCGAUCUAAAUUUGGAAACAAUAGCUUUGCGGAUGUAAAAAAGCCAGAUUUUUAUGGGCUUUCUGGAAAAGCAGUCCCAGAUCGAUCAGAAUGCUCAAUAUCUAAUAAUUUAGAUGAUGAGGCAAACCAGCUUUGGGAUUGCCAACUUCCUGAUGAUAUUACUCCUGAUUUUAAGGUAAUAGAACAGGAUGAGCAGGCAUCAAGACAACUAUCACUUUCUGGUUUGUCGUUGAAUGAUGAUUUUGAAGCUUCUGAGUUUUCUCCAUCAGGAUUCAGCCAGUUUUCUAGUAGCCACCAGCUCAUAUCUCCUCGUCGUAGUGAUGGUCUGAUCACGAGUCAAAAAAAAGGGUUUCCUGGUUCGAGUUAUUGUGAAAACCAUCCGACAGCUGCUUUCUUGCCAUUGGCCACAAGCAACUGGGACCAACAGUUAGCUAGUGUUGAUUUUCAUUUUAAGAAUGGAAAGGAUGAAUACCAUUAUAAUGGAGACUACAAUGGUGGCUUUUUGGAUAGCUCUGCCACAGAGAAUGCUGUUGUAGAGGAUGCUGUUGUUGACCCUUUGGAAUACUUGGUGUCUCAUUUCCCUGGUUUUUCUGCUGAGAGCCUUGCAGAUGUCUAUAACGCAAAUGGCUGUGAUUUGAAUAUGACCAUUGAAAUGCUCACCCAACUUGAGAUGCAAGUUGAUGGUAGUUUAAAUCAGAGCGCAAACUCAAAGGCCUCAACUGCUCCUAGCUUUAGCAUGCUGGACUUCCCUGCACUUCCCACGGCAGAGGAUCAAAAUGGGUUGUCCAAGUACAGUCUAGAAGAUUCCCAAGGAGCUACAAGCGGAUAUAGAUCUUCCUCUAUAUUUGGCAGUAACAUAGAUUUUGUUUCAACUGUUCGUAAACUUGCUUCCCAGAAUUCUGGUAGCUGGAAAUUGGAGAAGAAAGGUGCUGAUGAUGAAAAUGUUGGUUCAAGUAGAGGUUCACGAGUUUUAACCAAACAAUAUGAUGUUAAUAGCAAGUUAGGUUUUGGUAAUAAGUUGCAAAGUAUUGGUACUACACGAGCAACUCCACCUUGGCUUGAGACUGGUGAUGCAGUUGCAAAUCUGUAUUCCGAGUCAAGGGAAGAAGCUCGAGAUUUUGCUUGUCUUCGAAAUGCAUUCUUUGAACAAGCAAGACAGGCCUAUCUGAUUGGGAACAAGGCACUGGCAAAGGAACUGAGCGUAAAAGGGCGGUUGUACAACAUGCACAUGAAAGCAGCACACGAGAAAGCCCAGGAAUCGAUUUAUCGUCAGAGAAACCCUGUUGGUUCCCAACUCCAAGGAUACGGCCAAGGGCAAGAUCGCCUGAUCGACUUGCACGGCCUCCACGUAAGCGAAGCAUUGCACAUUCUAAAGCACGAACUGAGUAUUCUGAAGAGCACAGCUAGGUCAUCUGGUCACCGGCUUCAGGUUAUGAUUUGUGUUGGGACCGGCCACCACACAAAGGGUGCGCGGACCCCUGCCAGGUUGCCGAUUGCCGUCGAGCAGUUCCUUCUAGAAGAGGGCCUUCACUUCACCCAGCCUCAACCCGGUCUUCUCCGGGUUGUCAUAUAUUAAACCCCCUUUUAGGGUUCACGCGUGAAAAAAGAAGAAACAAAAAAGAAAAAUAGAAAAGAAACAAGAGGGUCGAAAGGAAAGGAAAAGGUAUGAAGCACAGGAAGCCUUGUAAAUUAAUAUGGAAGAGAGAGAGGGGUACAUAUAUAUCUCUAACACUGUAGAGUUUUGUAGUUUUAUCUUCACUGACAUUUCAUUAACAUUUUGUAGACUCUCUUCACUUUUAUUAUUAUUAUUAUUAUUUAUUCCAAUCUCA